AUGUCUUCAAGCGACACCCAGCACCAAGCCCAGAGUUUUAGGCCCCAGCCAGCCAGCAAGGAUGGCAACCAAUCUGGAGCAACUCCAGCCACACGGGAAUGCGAUCCUCACAUCCAACACGGUGGGUCUAUGCAGUAUGACUCGCUAGACCUUGUUCUUAGCGACGACCAUGGCAAUGCUACGCCGAACAUGAAAUCUAGAAAGCGCAGAUACAUCAGCAGCGCCUUCACGUCAAGGAAGCGGGCCGCUAUGGCCUGCGAUUUCUGCCGUUUGCGAAAAACCAAAUGUGAUAACGCACGACCGAAGUGUGGUCAUUGCCGCCAUCACAGUGCGACAUGUGUCUACUCCGAAAACGCCAAGUCAUCUGCGCCCGAAGACGAUGGGAACACCGAUGUCAUACAGCGCCUUGACGAAAUAAAACAUCUUCUACAACAAGUGCAAGCUCAGACCGAGCCACGGGCCGUCCCUCCCACAGCCUUGGGCCAGAAUCCGUUGAUUGACCAGGCCCCGGCCCCGUCCCUCUCAGAAGCUGGUUCAGAGCAAGAAGCUGUCAGAGAGGACAGUGGACGAAUGGCUGAGAGUUUCCAUGCUACUGACCCUUAUGAUUCUCCCUACCGAGCGGCACGCUGCGAGGCAAUCGUCCGAUGGCCCAUUUUUAAAGACUGGUUGUCGGAGAAGGAGACCAGGAUCGAGUCAUUUCUCCACGAAGCCGAUGGUUUGGCUCCAGACGGUGAUGACAUCGACCAACCUGAGCUUGGACCGCUUUGGAGACCAUUGCCACUUGACCAGACGAGGAGGGAUCCACGAGGGAUCCCUGGGCCGGUUAUAGACGAGGAAGACUGUGUGCCGCUCUGCAAAGGCUUCCUCAGUCAUGUGCAUUUUAGAAAUCCAAUUCUGGAGCCGAAGGAACUGAUGUCGUAUGCGAAAGAAGUUGCACAAAAUGGCAUUGGCUGGGACGCGCGUUCAUGUCUUGUGCUAGCCGUCUCCGCCAUCUCUUGCAUUCUUUCCAGCAAAGAGCCGCCGCUGGAGCAUAUUCAGAAUUGCCCUACGCAUGCUCCUACACUAUCUGACCGCAUCCUCGCAGAUCCAGGCGGCGUUGCUGAAGCAUUCUCUCAAGCAGCCAAGAAGAGAAUCGGGCUUCUUGGCAUGUCCAUCCUAGACGUCGAAUGCUUGUUCUUUAUGUCCGUCUACGAAAAGCUGCGUGUAAGACCUCUGCAAUCCUGGUUCUAUCUUCAGCAAGCAUGCUCGCGACUCAAAAGUCACCUGAUGAGUCGAAACGGAGGCUCAAGUCCAACCGAUUUGGAGAAUCACGAAGAAAAUCAAGUCGAGCAAAGGGUUUUCUGGUCCUGUGUCAGAUCAGAGAUUGAACUCCUUCCAGACAUCUGCCUACCAUCGAGCGGUCUCGAUUCUUUCCAGUACCCCGAAUUUCCGUCUCCUCCGUCGGCUACAAGCGAUUCGAGUUCUGACCCGCGCGCAGGGAGCGGCGACAGUGACUUCGUUCCUGCAAAUUCACAGGCACAAUCUUGGUUGUUCUUCCUGGCCGAGAUCUCACUCCGCCGCACCAUCGACGCGAACCUGCGCCUUCUCUACGGAAAAUCUGAGCCAUACUGGCUGUCCCAUAUGCCAUUGCUUAUGAAACACCAUGCCCAGUGCGAAGAACAGAUCAGCCUGUGGUACUCCCACCUGCCCUCAAAGCUUCAAUUCUCCAACACCGCACCAAAGCCACAGAGCUUGUCUUUCUACCUUGAAAGCCGCUUUCAGGAUUGGCGUGAGUACAUCCUCCGGCCGCUCCUGUACUGUGCACUUCACCACAACUGGCGGCAGACUCGCCCUCAGCAGCUUCCUCCUGUCAUUGCUGCCGCCCACAUCGCCCUUUGUGCUCACCUGAUCCCUCGAGCAUUCGAACAUGGCCGAUUCGGUGGUGUGUGGCUCCUCUGCCGGCGUACGUUCACGUGUGGGAUGGCGAUAAUCGCGUCUGUCAUCUCGGACGAGCUGCAGGGGCCUGAAGACUGGGUGGAUCUUUGUAGGCUAGCUAUCAGGUUUCUGGCUCAGUGGGGUGCGGAGGCACGGACGGUUGAAGCGAUGCGCCGUGUGCUGGAAGGGCUGUUUGAGAGAGUGCUAAGAAGCCCGAAGGGCAGACAAGCCUGCUGA
Messenger RNA from Exophiala aquamarina CBS 119918, 2151 nucleotides. RefSeq lists its product as uncharacterized. Gene Ontology annotation, molecular function: zinc ion binding; DNA-binding transcription factor activity, RNA polymerase II-specific. Gene Ontology annotation, biological process: regulation of DNA-templated transcription. NCBI's taxonomy places the organism in Eukaryota, Fungi, Ascomycota, Eurotiomycetes, Chaetothyriales, Herpotrichiellaceae. Bases 1 to 2151 code for a protein of 716 amino acids. The record is from RefSeq and is a predicted model, not a curated record. The transcript is spliced from 4 exons.